CCUCUGACACAGUAUUUAAAGUCAGGAGGCUAGGCCACUAAGCACUGCCUUUCCUUUGGGAACACGCCCUCGCCAGCAAGGAGAACCCAGCAAGGGCCUUUGGAUCUCCUCUUCCGACCUUCCCCAGAAGGAAAGGUGACCUUGGCACUGGUGCCCCUCUGACCAGCUGCAGACAUGCCUCCUCAGCUGCAUAAUGGCUUGGACUUCUCUGCCAAAGUUGUUCAGGGCACUCUUGACAGCCUGCCCCAGGCAGUGAGGGAGUUUGUGGAGACCAGUGCCCAGUUGUGCCAGCCAGAGCAUAUCCACAUCUGUGACGGCUCGGAGGAGGAGAACGGGCGGCUUCUGAGCCGUAUGGAGGAGGAGGGUAUUAUCCGGAAGCUGAGGAAGUAUGACAACUGCUGGCUGGCUCUCACUGACCCCAGGGAUGUGGCCAGGAUAGAAAGCAAGACUGUCAUCGUCACCCAGGAGCAAAGGGACACGGUGCCCAUUCCCAAAACUGGCCCCAGCCAACUGGGCCGCUGGAUGUCAGAAGAAGACUUUGAGAAAGCUUUCAACGCCAGGUUCCCGGGGUGCAUGGAAGGUCGUACGAUGUAUGUCAUCCCGUUCAGCAUGGGGCCGCUGGGCUCCCCUCUGUCUAAGAUUGGCAUCGAGUUGACUGACUCACCGUACGUGGUGGCCAGCAUGCGGAUCAUGACGAGAAUGGGCACAGCUGUGCUCGAGGCUCUGGGCGAUGGGGAGUUCAUCAAAUGCCUCCACUCUGUGGGGUGCCCCCUGCCUUUAAAAAAACCUCUGGUCAACAACUGGGCCUGUAACCCUGACAUGACGCUGAUAGCCCACCUCCCGGACCGCAGGGAGAUCGUUUCCUUCGGAAGUGGGUACGGCGGGAACUCGCUGCUGGGGAAGAAGUGCUUUGCCCUCCGGAUAGCCAGCCGCCUGGCCAAGGAGGAAGGGUGGCUGGCAGAGCACAUGUUGAUCCUGGGCGUAACCAACCCUGCGGGUGACAGGAAGUACCUGGCAGCAGCCUUCCCCAGCGCCUGUGGGAAGACCAACCUGGCCAUGCUGAGCCCCACCCUCCCUGGCUGGAAGGUCGAGUGCGUGGGUGACGACAUUGCCUGGAUGAAGUUCGAUGCUCAAGGUCACCUAAGGGCCAUCAACCCAGAAAAUGGUUUCUUUGGGGUGGCUCCUGGCACCUCUGUGAAGACGAACCCCAAUGCCAUCAAGACCAUCCAAAGGAACACCAUCUUCACCAAUGUAGCUGAGACCAGUGAUGGGGGCGUCUACUGGGAAGGCAUCGAUCAGCCUCUGCCCUCAGGUGUCACCGUCACCUCCUGGAAGAAUAAGGAGUGGAGCCCACAGGAUGAGGAGCCUUGUGCCCAUCCCAACUCGCGGUUCUGCACUCCUGCCAGCCAGUGCCCCAUCAUCGACCCUGCCUGGGAAUCUCCAGAAGGUGUGCCCAUCGAAGGCAUUAUCUUUGGUGGCCGUAGACCUGAUGGUGUGCCCCUGGUCUAUGAAGCACUCAGCUGGCAGCAUGGAGUGUUUGUGGGGGCAGCCAUGAGAUCCGAGGCCACAGCUGCUGCAGAGCAUAAGGGCAAGGUCAUCAUGCACGACCCCUUCGCCAUGCGGCCCUUCUUUGGCUACAACUUUGGCAAAUACCUGGCCCAUUGGCUGAGCAUGGCCCACCGCCCCGCAGCCAAGUUGCCCAAGAUCUUCCACGUCAACUGGUUCCGGAAGGGCAAGGACGGCAAGUUCCUCUGGCCGGGUUUUGGCGAGAACUCCCGAGUCCUGGAAUGGAUGUUUAACCGGAUCAACGGGGAAGACAACGCUAAGCUCACAGCCAUCGGCUACGUCCCUAAGGAAGAUGCCCUGAACGUGAAAGGCCUGAGGGGUGUCAACUUGGAGGAGCUGUUUGCCAUCUCCAAGGAGUUCUGGGAGAAGGAAAUAGAAGACAUUGAGCAGUAUCUGGAAGACCAAGUCAAUGCUGACCUCCCCUGCGAGAUCAAGAGAGAGGUUCAAGCCCUGAAACAAAGAAUUAGCCAAAUGUAAUCACGAGCAUGUGGGGGGUCUUCCUCAGAGUCACCCCUUCUCAUCACAGCACACGCUGGGAGCCCGGGAAGCCAGUCUGCCCAGGCGGCCUAGCUGCGAGGUAGUCACCACGCCAUGCGGCACAUUAGAGAGGCACUUUUAAUUGUUAAGAUGAGAGCCACAGAGAGCAGGCUAGGAGAGAAUGAGAUCAGGAGGAGAAAUCAUAGCGCACCUCCAAAAUCCACAUUCAAUGCAUGUUUGUUUGGUUCAAGGUUAAGGUCACUCAGGAAUUCAGUUUUUCACUUUAGUUAUAUCAGUCAGCUGGAGUGCACAGAAACCAGUACUUGAGUUGUGUGUGUGUGUGUUUGUGUGUAUGUAUGUGUCUGUCUGUCUGUCUGUCUGUCUGCCUGCCUGCCUGCUUGUCUGUCUGUACCAUUUUCUACAAUAUAUUUAAUACCUUUGGGAAAAAUCGUGGGCAAGUUUAUUUCCUAGUUGUUACUAGAAAGAAGUGUCACUUUGUUACUAAUAUGUGUGUUUAAAUUAUUUUUAUACACUGCCCUUCCUUACCUUUACAUAAUCACAAUAGGUGCCCUGACCACUUCUUGGGAGAAAAAAGUUAUGAAAUAAACUUUUAUAGAAAAGAAA
This is a messenger RNA of Jaculus jaculus (lesser Egyptian jerboa), 2667 nucleotides long. It is a transcript of the gene Pck1, whose product is annotated as phosphoenolpyruvate carboxykinase 1. The transcript has 10 exons. Gene Ontology annotation, cellular component: cytosol; mitochondrion. NCBI's taxonomy places the organism in Eukaryota, Metazoa, Chordata, Mammalia, Rodentia, Dipodidae. The record is from RefSeq and is a predicted model, not a curated record. Gene Ontology annotation, molecular function: manganese ion binding; GTP binding; phosphoenolpyruvate carboxykinase (GTP) activity. The coding region runs from base 175 to 2043 and encodes 622 amino acids. Gene Ontology annotation, biological process: cellular response to glucose stimulus; hepatocyte differentiation; cellular response to dexamethasone stimulus.